AUGUCCUCGUCGUGGCCGACACUUAUCGUGCUACUCAUCAUCCUAGCUGGUAUGGCGGGUGCUUGGUUCUUCACACCGAAGGGGCCUCAGCAGACACUCAUUCGGACCGCCUGCAUGCUUACAUUGGCAUGCUGCUAUCUCAUGUGGGCUGUUACGUAUCUUGCACAGGUACACCCUCUAGAGAGACCACGGCGAUUGCUGGUGGAGGAGUAG
This is a messenger RNA of Laetiporus sulphureus 93-53, 213 nucleotides long. RefSeq lists its product as uncharacterized. Lineage: Eukaryota; Fungi; Basidiomycota; Agaricomycetes; Polyporales; Laetiporaceae. Gene Ontology annotation, molecular function: proton-transporting ATPase activity, rotational mechanism. The transcript is spliced from 3 exons. Gene Ontology annotation, cellular component: vacuolar proton-transporting V-type ATPase, V0 domain. The coding region runs from base 1 to 213 and encodes 70 amino acids. Gene Ontology annotation, biological process: proton transmembrane transport; vacuolar acidification. The record is from RefSeq and is a predicted model, not a curated record.